Messenger RNA from Notodromas monacha, 6455 nucleotides. The record is from the annotation of a GenBank genome assembly. NCBI's taxonomy places the organism in Eukaryota, Metazoa, Arthropoda, Ostracoda, Podocopida, Cyprididae.
UCGUAUGGUAGCAAAAGGAUAAUAUUCCCGGAGUUCUCGAACUCCGCUCGGUGGAGUGAGCACCGUUCGGGUUUCGUUCGCUUCGCAAGUUUGGUGAAAGCAACAUGCCCGCGGUGCGGAUGUACGCCGAGUGGGCGUCCCUGACGGGUCGCUUGCGAAGUGCCCAAGAACCGAGUUCGAGUGUUCUUCACUCGUUUCCCGCGGGUGUGGGUCGCGAAGUUGCACUGUCUACCAUCAAACACGUCGCGCGAGGUCACAGCGUCAGUGUGCCUGGAUCUGACAUGGGUACAGAGUCCUCAUUUUUGCAUUCCGAGAAGGACCUCAGAUGGACAAUGGAAGUAGUUUGCUAUGGACUAACUCUGCCGUUGAAUGAACUCGAAACAAUCAAGUAUUGCGUCCACGUUUACUGCGAUUGGCUAACAUCAUUGCUGCCAAACCCGAAAAACUGCGUGCCUCCUCCGUUGUCUGCCGCUCCGGAGCUGUACUGUCGCCAGAUAAUCAACCAGUUGUAUAACGUCUUCAUGCCACGUCCUGGGGAAAGUUCAGAUCAAGUGCAGAAACAAGCUGUGCUGUGCCAUAGAAUACUCAGAAGCCUGCAAACAGUGGCUCAGAAUUCUCUGUUAAUGAACAACGAGUUGUGGGAAGAGCUGUUGUUGUUACUGCUUUCCGUUAAUGACACUCUUCUUGCACCUCCCUUCGAGAAAGGUUUAUCAUUCUUAAUAUCCGAAAGCCGGUGCUUCGAAAGCCACGACAUGGGCGUCGUGCUUGGAGAGCGCGUCCUCAGUGUGCUGUUCGAAGUCUGGCUUUUGGGGACACUGAAGAACUUCCCGUCACCUGUCCUGUGGAAAACGUUUGCAGAAGUUAUCUUGCGUUGGAGACACAGAGUGGCAGUUGUUGAUCAAUGGAACCGAGGUUGUUUAUCCCUGACUGUGCGACUGUUGUCGGAUAUGUACGGUGCUCAAGCGGUACAGUCGGUGGAUAUCCGGGACGACGGAAACCUGGUGCCCGUAUCGAUGUCGAAGGAAACCAUAAAGCAAACUUGGUAUAGAAUGCUGCAUUUGCUGGGCAAUCCGGUCGAGUUGACUCAAGUGGGAGUUAUCAGUAAUGCGCCGCAUUUUAAGCAUUGGGCUAUACUUCAGGACAACCCGAAAGAGCCGUGUGAACAUCCCUGCCUUUCUGUCCUGCCCGAGGCAUUUGGCCGUGCGAUGGGUGGCAUAGCAGCAAUGGUAGACGCUUUCUUGGGGAAUGAGGUGGAUACCAGAGCACUGUUCGGACCGGCAGUGGAGCUGUCUGAACCUUUGUCUCCGUUAGACGUGAGCCACAACUCGGUUCAUGAGCCGCCGCCUUCGCCUAAUGCACGCUUCACGGCCUUCCUCUUCCCUCGGCGGGCCGGUGCCAUGUCCGCCGCCAUCACUGCUUCAGCCUCGGCAUUGGGAACAGCCGCUUCGUCGGGCUCUAACCAUUUCCCUCCCGCGCGGGGCAAUCCCGGCAAUAGCCCCGGGCCUGUUGCUCGCGGACCCCCGCCCUGUGGUCGAGCACUCGUGGAGAGCUCAUCUUUUGGCUCAAACGUCUCCGUGUGUUCCACCGCAUCUACGGAUAGUCACUCGGGUGCCGUCGGUCACGGAGAUACGAGAUCACGUUUUUCUACGAAGCGGCCCCGUGCGGCCACUUUCGACUUGGGUGUGUCCAAUACGACGUCGGUUCCGGCCGAAACGACAGUUCAAGUUGGGCCUUCAUCUGGCAAGCAAGAGCAAACUUCUUACUCGCCACCUCAACGAGGUUCAAUUGCUUUGCUUCCUGGGAGACCGAAGGUCAAUUCGAUCUUACAUUUAUUCGGUGCAUGGCUUUUUGAAGCUGCCUUAGUUGGGAGUCAGUUCAGCGCAUUGCCCAGCCAUCAACCAAGAAAUGAUGAGAACUCAGACCUGCCGGAUUCGGUUACUGCCGACAAAUUCGAGCGAGGAAGAGCUCUUGCUUUGGGCACCCUUUGCAGAAUUUUUUCAGCCAAACGCACACAUGAGGACAUUCAGCCAAUCUACCUCUCACAUUUUUAUGUUGCACUGAAUCAGGGACUUGCGUCUAAAGUUUUAUCAAGUGAAGUAAUUGCCAGUGUGCUAAUGAAUGGGCAGGAUUUAUUACGGGUUGAUUUAGAUGGCGUACAAGUGAUUUUGCCAGAAAUUGUCGCUGCCGUGGAAGCCGUGCUUUGUUCAGAAAAGGAUCCGAAGUUCAGCUCGGAAUUUUCAUCGAAUUUCCUUGCUUCGAAACACAAGGGAGGAGUACCAGUGCCUGAGCUACGUCGUGCAGCAAUAAGCAUUCUUUUAUCCGUUCUUGCUUUGCCCCAUCAUUUCCUCCAACUCCCGGUCAAUCGUUUGUUCCCAUUUUCUGGUGGGCGUGUUAUUCAAGGUCGUCCUGUCCAUUUCUGGGAGCUGCGUCCACGGCUGCUGAAUGUGUUGACGCAUGCAUUGCAAUAUGAGAGCGAUGCAUUGAACACGUCCAUGUUGCUGGGUGGAUUGAGCAUGUCGGUGCAAGACGCAGCUUUGUUUGAGAUGGCAGUGCACUCAUCACAAGUGGAAAAUUCUCACAACGAGUCAGGUUAUUCAAACGCAUCUUCAUCUGCGCCCUCCAGCUUGCAAUCGGGUGAAAUGACUCGGCGUGAUGAUGAAAGUCCUUACAGCAGCUUGGGAACCUUGGAGUACUCAUCAACUGACUCCGCCAGGACAAUGUUCAGCAAAGCAACGUUUUGGGUUUGUCAGCGGUUGAAGAAGCACUGGUAUUCAAACCUGAACGUUUGUUUGGCUGCUUUAGAGGCACUUGGAAGUCUAGCUCAGACACAUCUUGCGGAUUUCAGUAUAAGCGAAGCAAGGCAACCCGUGUUGGCGCUUUGUAGUUUCAUCGUUAAUCAGUGCUCUCGACCAAAACAAGCUCACAGCCGUGAUCUACAUUCAUCAAUAGUUGCUGCAUUCCGUUGUUUGCAAAUGUGGCUGUUACACUAUCCGGGUUUACUCAUAGCUGAUGCGAGGGGAACUUUGUAUCCAAUUUUGGAAACCAUUGAGCUAGGACUGUCAGGCUGUAAAUCAGUCGAAAAUCCGGGUGAUGAACCAUUAAUGAAAGAAGACAAGCCUUGCAACCCAACGUCUAUGCGGGUGAAGGAAGCUGCGGAAGCAGUUUAUUCGCACAUCUUCAACCAUGUUGGAACGCUUCAGAGGGAGAUCGGCGUGGAAAGCUUAUCAACUCAGCUUGACGAAGAGACUCUUCUCUCUUAUUUGUUGAUGAGCCGUCAUCACAUGGAAUUGGGGAAUACCGAGUUUUCGUUUACGAAAUCUGCCGCAGUCAAGCAUUUCCGUUAUUUUGCAUUGGAUAAUUCAACUAUUCUGGCACUACUAGAGGAACCUAUCAAGAAUGAACAAGACCCGCAACCGAGCAUUAGCGUUCUGAUCCGAGGACCAUUUGGCCGUUUUGCAUGGACGAUGCAACUGCGAUUGUUGCCACGGAACAAAUCCGGGUCCAAAAUGCUUCUUACAUCUUCCAAUCCUGGGCGGCCUCUUCCUGCAAAUGAACCGUCUUCCCAGGUUCAUCAAAAUCCUCGUUAUGAGCCCGAGGAUGUUGAAAGGGUUCCCCCUUGCAAAGUUGACAAAUCUAUUCCGUCGUUGGAGUCUUUGACGUCGAGCGGGAAGAAUUCCAGAGUCUGCGCAAAGCUUGAUACAAUUUUGAAAGAACAGAUUCAGUUGGAAGAUGCGGCGUUUGCCGAUAAACGUGGCUACAAGCGGGAGUAUCCAAAUCCAGAGACCGAGUGUGUACCUCCUCCGCUGUGUUCCGAUUUCCAGACGUCUAGAAUCUUCUUAUCCAGCUUCCAAAUGCUUGCUCCUCAUUUAGGCGUGGAAGACCCGCGAAGACGAUCUGAUGGGGAUCAACAACCCCCACUUUGUGCGUUGAAUGCGGACGAGGAGAUUUUCGUGCAUGAUCUUGAAUUACUUGAUCGAAUGGAAGCUAGAACACAUGACACUCUGCACGUGUUCUACGUCGGUGCUGGGCAAAGGGAUCUGUCGGAAUUUCUGCAGAAUGUUGAAAAAUUUGAAAAUACCUCCAAGGAGUUCGUGGAAUUCCUUUUAUCGGUUGGUUGGCCAGUUACUAUCGGGAAACAUUCUGGAUGGACAGGAGACGUGGCCACUUCUUGGCAAGGUCAUUAUGAUUCAAAGCCGCAUCUAACUCCAACAAGGAAAGGAACGGUUCGGGUUUCCGGAGACAAUACUUCAACUAAAGUUUCGCUGUGCAAAACAAAUUCUUCAGCCCCGUCCACUUGGGAUGGUUCCAAAGAUGUUUUAUACUGGGCAGACGCCGGACAAGAAAUUGCUGUGGUUAUUCCGUCGUGUCGCAGUUUGGGAAAAGUCAAAGCAUUUCAAGCGACCCAUGAAGCGCCCUCUUCAAGAAAUUCUGCUGGCUGCGAAGGUGGAGAUCAUUUGGCAAGUGGGCCCAUGCAAAGAAGGUUGAAUCCUGUGACAAAAGUAAUAGUUGCGUGGAUAGAGACGCAAGAAGAUGCAGCUACCUUACCAGUCGGGGAAAUGGUGAACAUUUGUCAAACUGGGGAGGAGCCAUCGACUUAUUGGCAGGACUCGCCAGAUUCCCGUCCUGUCUUCCUAAUUUGCAUUCACCCUCAGCAAACGGGCUUGUACCGCAUUCGUUUGAAAUCAAAUGCCAUGCAGAAGAUAUCGUUCGCCAUCCCGAUGGUCGACGGAAUGGUCGUAAGCAGACGAAGCCUAGGAGCUUUAGUGCGCCAAAUGGCUCUGAAUGUUUACCAUCGUCAGCGUUUGGAACAUGAUGGAUUCCGACAGCCACACGUUCAAAGGACACUCAGGAUACAAGAACUUAUAAAAAAAUACCAGCUUAAGACAACGUUACCGGAUUUCUACUAUGAUCUGUUCACGAAUCCGAGUUGAGCUCGUGAACCAGUUCUCAUUCCUAGAAUUUUGCAACCUCUACUGUUGUGCCUUGAACGCUACGUGCGUAACCUCGCAAUGGUGUUGAACCGUUCGGGAUGUAUUUUUGGCAAGGAGCAAAUCAUCGAUCGCUUUCUUCGAAGCGGCGAAGUCAUUCCAUUGCGGAGAUUUCUGUCAAGCACCCUUGAACGUUUGCUUUGAUUUGCAACAGCUUGAUGUGAUGAUGUGAGAGUGCUACGGAUUAUGAUAGGGAUAUUCGAUGCGAUAUUCUGUACCAAAUAUUUUUGGAUUGUUAUGAAUGGUCUCGGACGGCGGAGUACUUUUGUUUCAGAUUGAAGAUUCAUUAUAUCAAAGCCGAUUGGAGCUUUAUCUGAAUUAUAUGAAGCCUGUUGAAGGACGGUGUUGUUCUCUGCAUGGCAUCGUGCAUUGUUAUACGUGUACGUUUGUUUUCUAGACUUCGUGUGAAUUGCACGUUUGUGUAGUGUUCUUGAGAUGACGAAGGUAUGCGGUGGUCCACAAAUAGUCCAAAGCAGAAAUUUUUACUACGAUUUGCCCAUUUUUUCAGCUCAUACUUUAUUCCUACUGGAGAAGUUCCUGUUCAUGGAGAGUUCGGACUGGUAAAGUUGAAUUUUUGUCUGUUCUACAUGUCCUGAUCACGAUUUUCUCCCCCAGUAUUGGCGUGGAAGGGCAUUGAUUAUGAAUACAAAGCUGUCAAUCUUAUCCGGGACGGCGGAGAGCAACACAAGGAAGAGUUCUUGCGUGUGAACCCAAUGGGUCAAAUCCCUGCCCUUGCGCUUCCAAGUGGAGAAAUCCUGGCUGAAUCAGUAUGACGUAUAAAAAUAAUUUUCUCACGCCAUCGCGAACAAUGCAAUCGUUUGUUCUAGAUUAGCAUCAUGGAAUAUUUGGAAGAAACGCAUCCGGAUAAAAGAUUGAUGCCUGAAGAUCCGAUUAAGCGAGCAAAGAUGCGUCAAAUUUGUGAAACUAUUACUGCGGGCAUACAGCCAUUGCAGAAUCUUCGUGUCAUCAACGCGUUUCCUGAAAAUGAACGUGCUGCAUGGUGCAAAUCUGUCAUCGAGAGAGGGUUUCAAGCUUUGGAAAAAACGCUGGAAGAAACAGCUGGGAAAUUCUGCAUCGGAGAUGACGUGACGCUUGCUGAUUGCUGCUUGGUUCCCCAAGUUUACAAUGGACGAAUGCGCUUUGGAGUUGAUGUGAACAAGUUUCCAAAUAUAUUCAGGAUUGAUGCUGCUCUUGCCGAAUUGCCUCCUUUCCAACAAGCGCAUCCGGACAACCAGCCAGAUCGACCAUGAUGAGGCAUAAAGGAUUUUUGAACAUCUUCAACUCUGUAUGUAAGUUCCAUUUUGAGAUCCUUUCUUACUAAUACUGUGCUGUAGUAAAAUCGGAUAAUGUAGUUGAUUCUCAUGUUUUUGAAGGCAUCAAGGGAUUAUCUGAAUGAAAAGGUAUUAAUCCGUGACGUGUAGGGGUAAUAUGAUCAGGAAUACACGCUUUUUUGUUUAUAAAAUGAAA